This is a messenger RNA of Enterobius vermicularis (human pinworm), 225 nucleotides long. The record is from the annotation of a GenBank genome assembly. NCBI's taxonomy places the organism in Eukaryota, Metazoa, Nematoda, Chromadorea, Rhabditida, Oxyuridae.
AUGGACAUCAGAAGAGCACUCCAUCUCAAAGCGGCGCAUAAGAGUUUAGCUGAUACGUUCAUAAAUACUCUAAGAAGGUUUUGUGAUAGAACGGGAUGCCCAGAAAAAAAUGAUCUCCAACGACUCUCCAACGACUCUACGUUUAAGGAAGCUGCAGACGUUCUCGGUAUGAUACGCGCAGAAAAGGAAAUUGAAUGGAAGUGGGCAACAACUUUAACACCUUGA